UUUUAUUUAGAUUAAAUUCAACUGAUCAUUACAAAACUUAUGUCGGAGGAGAAGAAGAAGAAAGACAGCAUGCCAAGAGCUUGGUUCUCGUUGAACACCUGCAAAUCCAACUCCUCCGACGUCCACGAUCCCGAGACGAAGAAGAAGCCGCGGUCGAGAAGCAGCCGCUCUGGCUGCUCGAGGUCCAUCGCGAACCUCAAAGACGUGAUCCACGGCAGCAAGAGGCAUCCCGAGCCGCCUCCCCCCGCGGCUUGCAGCCCUCGCUCCAUCGGCAGCAGCGAGUUCCUCAACCCGAUCACCCACCAUGUCGUCUUCUCCACUUCCAAACACGACCUUAAAUUCUCUCAAGACACCCGUAAAAAUAGAAUCACAUCGCAAACACGAAACGACGACGCUGCUGGCACUGCAACCUGCCACAAAUGCGGCCAACACUUCCUCAAGUUGGAGUCUCUCGAAUCCCACCACCUCUCUACCCAUGCUGUGACGGAGCUAGUGGAAGGUGACUCCUCGCGAAAGGUAGUCGAGAUCAUUUGCAGAUCGACCAAAUCUGAGCCGAGCCGCAGCAUUAGAAUCCAGAGGGUUUUAAAAGUCCACAACAUGCAAAAAACCUUAUGCAGAUUCGAGGACUACAGAGAGAUGGUAAAGAUCAAAGCAAGCAGACUCCAAAAAAAACACCCUCGUUGCUUGGCGGACGGCAACGAGCUCCUCCGAUUCUACGGCACCCACGUGGCCUGCGCCCUCGGCGUUGGCUCCUCGGCCCUCUGCGUCUCCGACAAAUGCAGCGUGUGCCGCAUCAUCCGGCACGGCUUCUCUGCGAAAAGGGAGAUGAGAAACGGAGUGGGCGUUUUCACAACUUCGACUAGCGGAAGGGCAUUUGAGUCGAUAGAGGACGAUGUGGACGAUCCGUCCCUUAGGAAGGCGUUGAUCGUGUGCAGGGUGAUCGCCGGGAGGGUGCACCGCCCUCUCGACAACGUGCUAGACAUUGUCGGGCAGACCGGGUUCGAUUCCCUGGCCGGGAAGGUGGGCUUGUAUUCCAAUGUUGAGGAGCUUUACUUGCUUAACCCCAAAGCUCUGCUUCCUUGCUUUGUGGUCAUUUGUAAAACUUGAGGGACUUUGGUCUGGUGUUUAGGUUAGUUUCUAUAUGAUUAAUUGUGUCACAAUUUUAAUGAUGUUUUGUAGAAUUCAAUCCUUGGUAUAAUUGCAUUUUGG
This is a messenger RNA of Salvia hispanica, 1209 nucleotides long. RefSeq lists its product as uncharacterized. Lineage: Eukaryota; Viridiplantae; Streptophyta; Magnoliopsida; Lamiales; Lamiaceae. The record is from RefSeq and is a predicted model, not a curated record.